This is a messenger RNA of Rhipicephalus sanguineus (brown dog tick), 872 nucleotides long. Its product is annotated as vascular endothelial growth factor A. Gene Ontology annotation, molecular function: growth factor activity. Lineage: Eukaryota; Metazoa; Arthropoda; Arachnida; Ixodida; Ixodidae. The transcript is spliced from 2 exons. The record is from RefSeq and is a predicted model, not a curated record. Bases 132 to 581 code for a protein of 149 amino acids. Gene Ontology annotation, biological process: hemocyte migration. Gene Ontology annotation, cellular component: membrane.
AGCAGUCUUGCCGCACGCGCGCGGCGGGUGCAAUCACGGUAUAACUCGACGGCAUAAAACCAUCAUGGGCGCCCGGUCGUUCACCAUUCGUCGAGCGUCGCUCACCAGUAGCACUCGUCACGACAAUAGCAAUGGCCAGCGAACACGAUCGCGUGGCGAGGGGAGUCGCAUGGACGGCGCUGCUUGUCUUGUUUACCUGCUUCGCCGUCGGACUGUGCCGGCCGCCCAAGACGUACGGCAGUCGCGGACACCGGCGCGUCGUUCAGCACCUGGAUAUGGUAACGCGAGAGGCGCCAUGCAAGUUUCCUAAGCCCACAACUAUCUGCGUGCAAGACAUCUACCCAAAUGAGAGCAAAAAGUACACGCCGCACUGCACCGUGGUGCACCGGUGCGGCCCGGACACGGGCUGCUGCCUCACCGAGGUCGAGCACUGCCAGCCAAAGAGUAUACAGGUGGUGGAGCGCUAUUUCCUCGUUCUCGAGCUCGACCCCAGCGGAGUACAACAGACAGGGGUGGAGACGCUAACCUUCGACAACCACACCGAGUGCGAAUGCCGGUCCAAGUACGACCCCAUCCGAUGACGCAGCGCUACGCCCUUAGAAACGGCGGAACCACGUCUGCACGCCACGCUAUGUACUGGACUCGUCCGCCACCCUGCACCACGCAAGGACAGGGCCCUGUGAUGGCUUCUUCUUCGCACUCUCGGCACAACGAGGGCCCGCCGCUCAAUUUACUCGUUAUUUAUUACCUGUGCUUCGUCCGUCAUCGCUGCACGCUAUUUAUUACCACCAUGGACCAUUCGCACAUUUUACACAGACGGAAGCGCUCCUAGUCACAUCAUCCGUUAUUUAUUUGUAAAUAAAUAAAUUCAC